Molecule: messenger RNA, 2203 nt
Organism: Magallana angulata
Lineage: Eukaryota; Metazoa; Mollusca; Bivalvia; Ostreida; Ostreidae
Exons: 9
Coding region: 32-2203 (723 amino acids)
Cellular component (GO): nucleus
Source: RefSeq, a predicted model, not a curated record
GUCUAGCAGACGAGUUGCAAGGUGCGCGAAAAUGGCGACACCAAAACAGAAAGAAAAGUUGAAUAAAGAGAAAUCUAAAAAGGCUGUGUCUCCAGGGUCUGAUAGAACUCUAAGGCAGAGGAAGAUAAAAGUAGAAGUAGAAGAUGAAGACAGCUCCUCAUACAUGUCUUUGGAUGUCCUGGCACAAGUUGCAUCAGCUACACUGGAGAAAGAACCAACUGGAAACAAACCAAAGUCCCCUGCUAAACGGAUAACAAAAAGAAAUGUUCAGAACUUGGAAGUGUUCAACCUGGAGCAGAUUCAGCUGUUAUCUGAAAGAUGUUUGGUCAACUUUUUCUCUGAUUUAACUUCUAAUGAAAUCACCAGAAAUUUUAUUUUCACCUGUGCACUUAUGCCAGACAAAUGUCAGGUCCAGUACAAGAGUUUUGGUAAUGAAACACAAGCAAGACUGAGGAUGAAGAAGCAUUUGAAUGCCCAUAUACAGGAUCUUUUGAAAGAGCAAAAUGAUCCAAAGAAUAACAACAAACCAGAAUUUGUAGCUGAGCCAGUGCAUGUAAAGGAAAGAAAACAGAAAGAAAUCAUGGGACCAAAACGAAAACCAACAUCAGGAAGCAAGAACUAUGUGUAUAACAGAACCAGUAAACCUAAAAGGAAAAGAUACACAGAUCUUGAUAUUCAUACCUCUGAAGACAAUAUAGUGGAUGAAGCAGAGGUACAAUAUGAAAGGGUUGAUGCAGAGGAUAAGGAAAGCUUAAUUCAGCACCAUUUUUCAGAGAGAAGUUUCAUGCUUCGAAAAUACGCUCAUAAACAAUCAACAAGAAUACAGCAGAAGCUUCAGAAAAAAGGAGAAACUGCCAAAGAACCAUGUAUAGAUGUUGGAGAGGACAGUGAUGUUGGGGAUGACACCGAGAAAAGAAUUGAAGAAAAUGAGCAGUUUAUCAUUGAGUUGAUGAGGAGAACCCAGCCCCAUCAUGAUCAUGGAUACACCACAGUUUUUGGAAAGAAAAAGGGAAUCGAGAUCAUUGAUCAGAUAGAAUUUGAGAAUCCUGAAGAUGAAGUCCCAGUAAAUAAUGACAACAAUCAAUAUUAUGGCAAAAGAGUGAUCCAUCCAGAUAGGAAGGCUGAACCUAUCCUAUGUUUAGGAAAUGUAUCAGUUAUGGAUGAAUUGUCCAGCAGUGGAACGAGUACUGAUGAAGCAUCAAAAACAAUAAUCGUAUGUGCUGAGGAGAUCAUUGAUGAAAACCCUGAGGAAGAAAUCAACUUAAUCGAGGGAACAGAGAAAUUGGGAGAUUCAGGGAAAAGACCUUAUCCCCCAAUGCCAAGGUUUCCUGUGGCUUGGAAAGGGAGGAUAGCAGAUGAUGAACUCUUCAAUGAUGAUGAAGACUUCAGCAUGUUGCGGAAAAGAAGAAAAAUGGAUAAAGAAGGUUCUGCAGAAUGGGAAAGGAAGGCAGCCCUGAAAUGUAUCCGUGAAUUGAAAGGUAAAAAGAAGGAAGACAAGCAGCCACUUUAUUGCAGAAUAUGCAAAGACAAAACCUUUACAGCAAGUGCUACCCUCAUGUACCACUACAGAAGCCAUGCAGGAAUAAAACCAUUUGUGUGCCUUAUCUGCAAUACUACAUUUACAAGGCAGCACAGCUUGAACUACCAUAUGCUCAUUCACAACAACCAAAGCAGAUUUACAUGCAAAGACUGUGGUCGAAAGUUCAGACAUCCAAGUCAUUUCAAGGAACACUUGAGAAGACACACAGGAGAAACUCCAUUCGUGUGCACAGAUUGUCCGCAAAGAUUCAAAACUCGGAAUACAUACAAAAGACACUUGAAGACCAGACAUGGAAAACUCCUAACAGCGGAUGGAAUUCGGUGGUUAAGCGUAGAGGAGUUUGCCAAAAUUCGCACGAAACCUUACAGAAGAAGUCCGGAGCGUCAGAGAAGAAAAAGUAAAGAACAAACCAUUCUUCCGUCCCGGCGGUCAGUUGAUAUGGACGGACAGUCAGACUCGGACAGUAGUACCAUAUCUGUGACGGGAGAUUUGGAGGAGUUAGUGGACAUUAAGCUAGAGAUGGACCAACCUCUAGAUUUAGGAGAAAACCAGGCAGAUAUGUUAAAUGUCCAGGAUCCUGAUAGCCAGGACCAAAAGCCUGUUGUUGACGAUCUUCGCAAGAUUAUUGUUCCGUUUGGGGUCAAUAUUGCAGUCAACUCUUAG